AUGUCUACAAAAAAACCAAGCGGCCAUGAAUUUAGGAAGCGUAGAGCUGAUGCGGAAACGAAGAAGCUAGAAGCAGCUGAGAAGCAUCAAAAACUCACCAAAUUCUUUGGGACGCCGGCAGAGAUAAAUGCUUUGGAGAAUUCUCAACCCUCCAGUACUUCGAAUAGUCAUGCGACUUUAUCCAAUGAUAAUUCCAUAAAAGCUAGAAGUACCGAAGAAAAUAAUUCCGACCUGAUUAAUAUACACACAUUGAAUAAUACACGCGACUUACCUGUGCAAUUUGAGGUGUCGAAUAAUGAGGACGAAAAUGAAAUUGUUCCUGAGGAAGGGUUUAAAAACAAUUCACCUCGUACAGAUGAACCCAGAAACUUUGAUUCUCGUGCUCAAUCUGAUGUGACAAUUGUGGGUAUCGAAGAUAAAAUUGAUCUGGACCCCGGAAACUGGCCAACUCGGUUAAGCCUGGCACAAAAAUCAUACAUUCUAAAUAAGGGACCGCGAUCUGGAGCUGGCCUUAACUACCCGCAGAAUGAAAGUGGGCGAAGAUUUAAUGAUUCGCAUUUCUGGAGAAACCUUGGAAAUGGGGAGAAAGUUAAUCGCAACUGGUUGGUAUACUCCAAUUCCGCUGACAACGUAUAUUGCUUCCCAUGCAAAAUAUUCGGUGGACACACGGAGUCAACUUUGCAUUCGACUGGUUAUUCUGACUGGAAAAAUUUAUCCUCAGCGCUUAGAUCUCACGAGGAUUCAAAAUUUCACAAAGAAGCCUGCUUUAGUUGGAUUGGGACAGAAAAAUCGAUUAAGAAUAUUUCUGGGAUAGACGCUCACAUGCAGGCUGGAAUUGCUGCAGAACGACAACGAUGGCGCGACAUUCUCAAGCGGAUAAUUGAGGUCGUACGAUUUCUCGCCACCCACAAUCUUGCAUUCCAAGGUUCAGUAGAAAAAUUAUACCAGCACAAUAACGGUAACUUCUUAGGAAUCAUCGAGCUUCUUUCAAAAUUUGACCCAUUGUUAAAUGAGCACGUCCAAAAAGUGGUCGGCGGGUCAAGUAAAUCUUGCAGACCUCAUUAUUUCAGUCAUGACAUUCAAAAUGAACUUAUUCAAGUAAUGUGCUCCAAAGUUUCGGACAGAAUUAUUCAGGAAGUCAAAAAUGCUAAAUACUUUUCCAUAAUUCUGGAUUGCACUCCGGACAUCGCCCAUCAUGAGCAAAUGUCAGUUAUUCUCAGAUAUGUGGAUUGCAAAGAGAAAAAAGUAGUAAUCUCGGAAAGCUUUCUUGGAUUUGUGGUUGUUCACGACAAGACUGGAAUGGGGCUUACCGAUGCCGUACUGAAGUUCAUAGAAGACGCAGGACUUGACUUGAAGAAUAUUAGGGGCCAAUCUUAUGACAAUGGCAGCAACAUGAAAGGGAACAUUAGGGGUGUUCAAAGCAGAAUUCUCGAAGUUAACCCUAAGGCCACUUUCAUAGCAUGCGUUAACCACUCCUGCAAUUUGGUAUUGUCAGAUGGAGCUAAAUCAGCGACGCAAACAAUCACAUUUUUUGGAGUCGUUCAGAAGAUCUUUACAUUUGCAUCUGCGUCUACAAAUAGAUGGGAUAUUUUCCGAAAACAUGCCACGCAAUUUCCCGUGAAACCUUUAUCAGCAAAUAGGUGGGAAAGUCGGAUUGACAGUUUGAAGGCGUUGAGGUUUCAAAUAAGUAGAGUGCGGGACGCACUACUCGAAAUAGGCGCCAAUACAAACUUUGACGUCGACACAAGAUUUGAGGCCAACAACAUUUGCUCGCAAAUCGAAAAAUUUGAAUUUCUUGUACUCUUGUCCGCUUGGUAUGACCUCUUACAUCACCUUAAUGUCGUUAGCAAAAUGACUCAAGAGAAAACCGUAAACGUUGGUGCCACAUUGCAACUCCUAAACAAUACCGAGAAAUUUCUUGAAGAUUAUGGCAGAAAUGGAUUUGUAACAGCCCAGAUCACUGCACGGGAGUUAGGUGAAGAACUUGGCCUGGAGGAGGAUGAAAUGAUAUUCACCGCUGCUCGCAUGAGAAAACGAAAAUCACAUUUUGAUGAGGAAAAUUCUGAAAAUGCAACCAACAACUCCAACAAUGACCCCGCUUUGAAAUUUAAAAAUUCAUGUUUUGAUAAACUUGUGAGCUGCGUUCAAGACUCGAUGACUCGUCGAUUCACACAUAUGAGAAAGAACCUCUCGGACUUCCAAAUUAUCAUUGACGCUGAUUGUAGAAGUACUUGUGAUGAAGGGGAGCUAUUAAGAAAUUGUAAAGAUUUACAUUUUAGGUUUAUGGACGGCAAGGAUAAGGAUAUCGAAGGAAGUCAACUCUUCGAUGAAUUUAAGUUAUUGCGUGAUUCAUUUCCUGAAAAAUUUAAAUCAAAUCCGCAUGCUUUGCUUGACUUUAUCGCUGGAUCGUGCUUGGAGGGAGUUUUUCCAAAUAUUUGGAUUUCUUUGCGUAUAGUUAUGACACUUCCUGUCAGCGUUGCUUCAGCAGAACGCAGCUUCUCAAAGCUAAAAUUAAUCGAGAAUUACUUGAGAUCUUCAAUGAGUCAAGAAAGAUUGUGUGGAUUAGCAAUUCUAUCAAUUGAAAAGGAAUUGACUUGUGAAAUAGAUUUUGAUGAUAUAAUCAAUGAAUUUGCAUUGAGGAAAUCCCGAAAAGUACUGUUUUAG
This is a messenger RNA of Folsomia candida, 2664 nucleotides long. RefSeq names its product zinc finger MYM-type protein 1. The coding region runs from base 1 to 2664 and encodes 887 amino acids. The transcript has 4 exons. NCBI's taxonomy places the organism in Eukaryota, Metazoa, Arthropoda, Collembola, Entomobryomorpha, Isotomidae. The record is from RefSeq and is a predicted model, not a curated record. Gene Ontology annotation, molecular function: protein dimerization activity.